AAUUUAUUCAGCUAUGCUGCGGCCCACAUGAAUUUCUAUAUAUAUUUAUAAUAAUGGGAGGAAGGACGCAAUGCGGAAAGCUUAAUAUGGGGGGUGGAUAGAAAUCUUUCUCGAAUCUUCACACCCCCCUUUUUUUAUUUCCCACUUCUUUUUUGUUCAUCAUUUUUUCGAAUUCAAGGUUUCUGCGCAUUGUUUUCUGACUGGAGAGAUUAUAUUGAUUGAUUCGUUUAUUCUGAGAUUUUUGGGAAAAUAUAUUCCCAAAAUUUCAGAGCCCUAGCUGCACAAAUUCUGUGUGGUGUGAUAAUUGGUUUGUCAAUUUCAUUGUCGAUGCGUUUGAGGGUUUGGUUAGAAAGAGAGAAUUUGUGAUUGAUCGAUCAUAAAUGGAGCACAAAGAGAAAGAAUUUGUGAUUGAUAUUGAAAAUGGUGAUGCUAAUGGGAGUAAGGAUUCAUCCUCUGAUUCCACAUGGGGGAAGAAGAUUUUGAAAAGGAUUGGCAGUGGGAUUUUGAAUUUAAAUGGAUCUGUUGAUGAUGAGGCCAGGGUGAAAUCGGACGUUUGUACAGAAGAAGAGCUUGAUAAAGAGACGACGAAAUUGUUGAGUGAUAAGGCUCGGGGAGGGGAGGAGGGUGAGGGGGUAGUGCCCCCUGUCGAGAGGGACAAUGAGAGGGGAGGAGAGGGGCGGGCGCCCCCUGUUGAGAAGGAGAGACGGAAAGGUGGGAAGGCUAAGAAGGCUGCAAAGCCACCUCGGCCUCCAAAGGGUCCGACCUUGGAUGCUGCAGACAUGAGGUUGCUCAAGGAGAUAUCGAGGCUUGCUAUUAAGAAGCGUGAGAGGAUGGAACGUUUGAAGGCAUUGAAGAAGAAUAAAUCGCCCAAAUUGUCAUCCCCAUCAUCUUCUUCGUCGUCAUCAUCAGUAUGUUCAUCUGCUGCAACCAUCUCAGCCAUGUUCGUCACUAUUUUCUUUUUUCUCGUGUUAAUCUUGCAAGGUCUGAACGCGAGCACUAGUUCGACUUUGAUAAUCGCAGGAGCUCCUCAACCUCAGCCACCGCCACAAAUGAGAGGCUUGUUGCCUGUUCAGUUCUAUAAAACUUUUAAAUCUAAUGGUGGUGGUGCACCGAGUUUCUUACCUCCCAAGUCUGCAUAAUUUCUGUGUGGUACGAGUCUUAGUCUCAGCUGGCUGGAACAGAACAAAGACGAAGAUGAAGAUGAAGUUGAAAAUGAGGACGAGCGAGCGUCUCCUGAGAAAAUGUAGAUUGGGUUCUUGAAAUGGUGGAGAUCAGAUUCUAACCGAGUGCACAUAUUUUCUCUCUAACUCUUUGUAAAUGAGAAAGUUGUUUGAAUCUCUUGCACUAGUUCAAAGUGUUUCUUUUGUAUCUAUAAGCAAAUGACUAAUAAAUAUAACUUCACUUA
Salvia hispanica is the source of this 1405-nucleotide messenger RNA. RefSeq lists its product as uncharacterized. NCBI's taxonomy places the organism in Eukaryota, Viridiplantae, Streptophyta, Magnoliopsida, Lamiales, Lamiaceae. The record is from RefSeq and is a predicted model, not a curated record.